This is a messenger RNA of Trichoderma reesei QM6a, 357 nucleotides long. RefSeq lists its product as uncharacterized. Lineage: Eukaryota; Fungi; Ascomycota; Sordariomycetes; Hypocreales; Hypocreaceae. Bases 1 to 357 code for a protein of 118 amino acids. The transcript is spliced from 4 exons. The record is from RefSeq and is a predicted model, not a curated record.
AUGCCUCAAGAUAUGCCCCCCCGGGGCGGGUACGAGCCCGUCCAGUACAAGCGAAACCUCCCCGCCAAGGGCUUCCGACCGGGCAUCAUGCUUCUCGGCAUGGGCGCCGUCAUGGGCUACGGCUGGUACAAGCUGAUUGGCGGCAUCCGAGAGGCCAAUGAGCUCGCCCGCGAGAAGAUGUGGGCGCGAAUCCAUCUGAUCCCCCUCCUGCAGGCCGAAGAGGACCGCGACCAGGUGCGACGAUACCUGGCCGACCAGAAGCGUGAGAAGGAGCUGCUGGGCGAGAACACAAAGGUCUACAACAGCGACAGGUUUGUGCGGCCGACGUUUGCCGUGGCUCCGGCUCCCUCGAAGUAA